Didymella exigua CBS 183.55 is the source of this 1053-nucleotide messenger RNA. RefSeq names its product S-glutathione dehydrogenase. The record is from RefSeq and is a predicted model, not a curated record. Gene Ontology annotation, molecular function: oxidoreductase activity; zinc ion binding. The transcript has 4 exons. Bases 1 to 1053 code for a protein of 350 amino acids. Lineage: Eukaryota; Fungi; Ascomycota; Dothideomycetes; Pleosporales; Didymellaceae.
AUGAAAGCAGUGAUAUUCCAUGGUCCGGGCAAGGUCGCGGUCGAGGACCGGCCGAUCCCUAGACUCCAGGAUGACAGCGACAUUAUCGUCAAAGUUGACAAGACCGCGCUGUGUGGGAGUGAGCUUCACGUCUACCGAGGCCACCAACCAUCUGGAACCGGCUUCAUCAUGGGUCACGAAUUCACUGGACACGUUCACGAAGUCGGCUCGGCAGUCAAGACUGUGAGGGUUGGCGACCGCGUUGUUUCGCCUUUCACAACAUCAUGUGGCGAAUGCUUCUACUGCAAGGGUGGGUUCUCCUCACGAUGCACCAAGUGCAAGCUCUUGGGCUCGGUUGUUCUGGAUGGCGCACAGGCGCAAUACGUGCGUGUGCCAACAGCCGAUGGGACUGUCAUGAAGGCUCCUCCUAAUAUCAAAGACGAAGCUCUUGUCCUCAUGGCAGACAUCUUCCCAACAGGCAUGUUUGCGGCAAAGAAUGGCUUUAAGCACUCAACACCUGAGGAGAUCAAGGAGAGCACUGUAGUCCUGAUUGGCUGUGGCCCAGUCGCUCUCUGUGCUCUCUGCAACAUCACAGACUACAAGCCUAAACAUGUUCUUGCCGUCGACUCUGUAGCUUCGCGUCUCGAACUCGCCAAGUCUCUUGGUGCUGAGCCAUGGAACUUCCAAACUGAUCGCGAGGGCCUGGAUAAGCGUGUCAAGGAGCUCACCGACGGAAGGGGUGCUGAUAUCGUUAUCGAAGUUGUUGGCCUUUCACCCGCUUUGAGGAUGGGCUUCGAGCUAUUGAGGCCAUGGGGUGUCAUUUCGAGUGUCGGUGUUCACAACGCUGAGAUCCCCUGGACUGGCAACGAGGCGUACGGCAAGAACCUUAGAGUGCAGAUGGGACGUUGCCCAGUCAGGAGCAUUUUUGCUGAAGCACUUGAGAGUCUGGAGAGACAUCAGGACAAGCUUGGGUUCAUGGCAGACAAGAUCAUGCCCAUGAGCGAAGCAGUGGAAGGCUAUGACAUUUUUGACAAGAUGAAGGUGCAAAAGGUCGUUUUCGAGGCGCAGAAGUGA